This is a messenger RNA of Chrysoperla carnea, 4363 nucleotides long. RefSeq names its product SLIT-ROBO Rho GTPase-activating protein 1-like. Lineage: Eukaryota; Metazoa; Arthropoda; Insecta; Neuroptera; Chrysopidae. The record is from RefSeq and is a predicted model, not a curated record. Bases 95 to 4300 code for a protein of 1401 amino acids. Gene Ontology annotation, biological process: signal transduction; negative regulation of cell migration. Gene Ontology annotation, molecular function: protein binding. Gene Ontology annotation, cellular component: cytoplasm. The transcript has 12 exons.
AGUAUUACUACUACGAAUCUACACUAUCUACACUACACUACACUACACUGCAGUAUAAGUACAAGUUCAAGUGCAAGUGCAGUUUGUUUUAACGAUGGAUGAAAAUGAAUAUGAAAUCAAAUCUCCAAUAAAAAGACUUGGAUCCACUCGAAAAUUGCUGAUCUUUAACAAUAUACGUUUGCAACUCAACGAGCAGUUACGAUGUUUGGAUGUACGAAUGGAAGCCCAAGUGGCUUUAGUUACAGAAUUACAAGAUUUUUUUCGGAGGCGAGGUGAACUAGAACUUGAUUAUUCAAAGAACUUGGAUAAAUUAGCUAAAUCUUUACAAUUACGUCAUAAGGAACAGAAACAAAAACGAGAACAUUGGCCAUUAUUUUCAAGCUUUACAUGUUGGCAACAAUUGGUCACACAAACACGAAAUUUGAGUCGAGAUCAUGCCACGUUAUCAGAAAUAUAUUCGACACAUCUUGUGUCACGACUUGCACAAGUUAUGGAGGACGUGCAACGUAUUUACCGACGUUGUCGUGAAAUUGGCUACGAAACACAUGAAGAAAUUUUACGUGUAUUACACGAACUUCACACCACCAUGAAAACAUUUCACAGUUACCACAAUGAAAGUCGACAAGCUGAAACGAAAUUACGUUUGGCUGAAGCGACUCGCGGCAAACUAGAACAAACGACGCCUCCUGAAAAACUACAACGCUCAAAAAAAUAUCGACUGAUUGAAAAGGAAAUAUCGAAACGUAAAAGUAAAUAUAGCGAUGCACAACUGAAAGCUCUGAAAGCGCGAAACGAAUAUUUAUUGUGCUUAGAAGCUUCAAACACAACGAUUCAUAAGUAUUUUGUAGACGAUCUCUCUGAUUUAAUAGACUGUAUGGAUUUUGGUUUUCAUAAUUGUAUAUCGCGUGCAUUAUUGAUGCAUGUGUCCGCUGAAGAAGGUCGACAGAAAUCUGUACAAAAUGGUAUGGAUGCGUUAACAUCUUGCAUCGGAGCACUAGAUUCACGCUUAGAUAAACAACGAUUCUUAGAAAGUAAUCAUCAAGCGUUCAUGAUACCAAAAAAAAUCGAAUUUCAAGGACAACGGACAGAUGACUCUGUUGAACCAGAAAUACAACGGGUUUUACAUCAAGAAAUGGAAACGCGACUGUCACAACUACGUGAACGCGUUACCAACUUACGUGCAGAAUCCGAUGAAGUAUGGAAAACAUUAGAAACAGCUGAAUCAACCUUAUUAGAAAUGUUAACUGCACACGAUUACGAUUGUUCUCAUUAUUUUACUGAAGCACUACAAGCAGCUGGUCAAAGCUCAAGUACGCAUACGCAUACAAGCACGCACUCUGCUACGCACACAUCUCUCUCUAAUACACAUCAUGUUGCUAGUAAUUUGGCUCAAUUAAGUUUAAGUGGAAGCACGGUUGCUGUCAGCUCAAAUCAGAAACCAGAAACAUUAUCAUUGAAACUACGUGCUGAUCGUCAUGAGACUGAAGAAUUUUAUUUAACUAAAUUUCGAGAAUACUUACUUGGUACAACUCGUAUAGCUCGAUUGGAUGCCAAACAAGAAUUUCUACGUCAAUGUUUAGCAGGCAUGGCUGGGGGUUCAACAGCCAUGGAUGGAGGUGGAGGAGGUAUCACAACUGGUGGUGGCCUUGGAGUACUUCAAACCGUUGAUAUAACAAAUAAGCCACGCAGAAAACGAAUUGGUCGUUUACAUAACAAUGGACAACCAAAACUUUUUGGUGGCAGUUUAGAGGAAUAUUUGGAAUCGACAAACCAAGAAAUCCCAUUAAUUAUUAAAUCAUGCAUCAGAGUGAUCAACUUGUAUGGAUUGCACCAUCAAGGUAUUUUUCGAGUGAGUGGCUCCCAAGUGGAAAUCAACAACUUCCGUGAAUGGUUUGAACGUGGUGAAGAUCCGUUGGCUGACAUGACGGACGCAUCCGAUAUAAACAGUGUUGCUGGGGUGCUUAAACUUUAUUUACGUGAAUUACGUGAACCAUUAUUUCCUAUUAUUUAUUUCGAACAUUUUAUGGAAUUGGCACAAUUAGAAUCAAAACAAGAGUUUGUAAUUAAAAUGAGAGAUUUGAUACAAAGUUUACCUCGAACUGUGGUGAUAGUUAUGCGUUAUCUAUUUGCAUUUUUAAAUCAUUUAUCAGAAUACUCAGAUGAAAACAUGAUGGAUCCUUACAAUUUAGCAAUAUGUUUUGGACCAACUUUAGUACCAGUACCAGAUGACAAAGACCAAGUACAAUACCAGAAUCAAGUGAAUGAAUUGAUUAAAAAUAUAAUUAUGUUUAAUGAUGAAAUCUUUCCAAAUGAUGGCGGCAUCCAAUAUGAAAAAUACAUUUCACAAGAACCUGAAGAUAAUGAUGUUGAAGAUUCUCCAUCUGAUCAUGUUCAGGAUGAUGUUGAUUCAGAAGUGUAUCCUUCUGAAGAUGAAUCUGAGAAUAUGGAAGGAACUGUUCAAUUUGAUUUUAUAGCACGUAGCUCACGUGAACUGUCUUUGAAGAAAGGUGAUGUGGUCACUUUAUAUUCACAAGUAUCAAAUGAUUGGUGGCGUGGUGCUAACAAUCAAGGUCAUCAAGGUUUAAUACCAGAUAAAUAUAUAUCAUUAAAAAUGAAAGAUGAUGAUAGAGAUAAACAUGAUCAUCAUCUGAAAUCGAGUUCUAGUGAAGAGUCAAUGCAACAACAACGUAGACGUGCAUCUAGUUCAAAUGAUUCACUUCUAUCAGAAUCAAUAGUUAGUACUACAAGCAGUACUGGACACCAGACAACAACAGGUCUGUCUUUACGUAAUAUUACUGGUACUGGUACUGGUACUACACAAGGACAAGGACAACAAACAGCUACUUGGCCAUCAACAGUCAUCAAUACAUCAUCAUCAGCCACAUAUCAACAUCAACAUCAACAUUACAAUAGUUCUUCUGAAGUUAUCAAACCUAAUGCUAACGCUAAUGCUAAUGCUAAUGCUAAUCGAGAGACUAAACAUCAACAAGACAACAGUAACAAUACAAGUACAAUAACAAUAGGAUCACAAUCACCACGUCUAUGUCUUAAACAACAACAACAACAUACGUCAUCAACAACAAAUGUUAAAUCAACAAUAAUUCAGAACAGUGAACAACAACAACAACAAUAUUCAUCAAACAAGAACAGUAGUAGUGUUACAUUUACAGAUCUAGAUCCAGUGGUGUGUAGUAGCAACAGUGAUCGUGACCGUGACCGAGACCAUCUAAAUGUAACUACAAAUAGUACUACAAGUAGUACAAGUACAAGUACUGUAACAGAUACAGACACGGAUACAGAUACAAAUGAUAUGUUAAUAACAAAUUGUUGUACAUUAUCAAUGGACGAGCAUGAACAUAUCCACGAUGUGGAAUGUAGAAUGAACAUGCUUCAAAGCUCUCUACCUACAAAUGUUGUUGAAUUACGUAAUCAUAAUGCUACCAAUCAUAGUCAUGGUCAUGGUCAUUGGAAGUCACAGAGUGUUAGUGAAAUAUCAACGGAACAACUAAAUGUUAGCUUUAGUCAAAAUCGUGAAUUAUGGCAAAAACGUGCCAGUUCACAAUCGGUUCAGAGUCAGAAGAACAUAAACAGACAUUCGACAGAAAGCUGGAAGCAUCCAAAACAUACACCAGAUUUAGUUAUGGAUCUACCAUUAACUGGUGGAAACUCUAGUCCAAAAGAUUCAACCAAAAAAAUUUUAUCGAAUUCAAUGCAAUCGUUGAGUGAUCUUGACGAUACGACAACAACGACCACGACAACGACACUACGUUCUAUCUCAUGUGGUGUGUCUGAUUCAUUAGAUACAUCUCCACUUCCAACUACACAAGCACCCCAGUUGGGUCCAGAAAGUCCAGACAUGAGUACAGCCGCCGAACGGUUCGCUAAACAGAAUCAAUGUACGCUUAAGAAGAACACAAAAUUACAUCAAGAUGCAAAUGAAAUGGUUCAAACGAUCAAUAUCUCUGAGACAAGAGCAUCACCUUCACCCCCACCACCACCGCUCACCAGCAACACAGGGAGUGUAGUGAGCACAGUGAGUGAGUUUGGGAGCACACCUGGUGGUGGUGGUGGUGGUGCUGCACCAGUGCUUCCAACACGUAGUCCAGUGCCAACUCGUGUCACCCAUAAGUUUGCUGCAAAAUUCGCGGAUAUGCAUUUAACUGGUAGUUUCAAGCCACAAGUAAUGGCAAAACCUGCACAAUUAUUACGUAAACCCGUUAUAUCAUUGCUACCAAAUACUGCUAGCACCGCCACUACUCAACGUGAAUCUUCACCAGAAAUGCAACGUAAAGAUAAGUGAUAAGAUAAGUAAAGGACAAGAAAGACUUAAGAUUUUUAUAGAAAUUCAUUGUGACUGAUUGAC